Trichosporon asahii var. asahii CBS 2479 is the source of this 1635-nucleotide messenger RNA. RefSeq lists its product as uncharacterized. Bases 1 to 1635 code for a protein of 544 amino acids. The transcript is spliced from 2 exons. Lineage: Eukaryota; Fungi; Basidiomycota; Tremellomycetes; Trichosporonales; Trichosporonaceae. The record is from RefSeq and is a predicted model, not a curated record.
AUGAUCGCCCUUGCAGGUCUCGCCCUCCUCGGCUGUGCGACGCGCGCAUACGCCGCCGUCGCGCAAGACGUGACGUACGAAAUCGACAACCUGAACCCGAUCAUCACGUACAACCCCCCUCUCCCGGGCAAGCGUUCUACAAACUACACCGAGCCGGUCUGGGAGCCCAACAGCGGGAAGAAUGCCUGGCGCACCGCCUUCCUGAACCAGCCGUGGCAGGUGUUCGACCUGAAAAAGUUCGAAGACCCGCACUACACCUGGGCGACGUACGUGGAGGGGCAGGCUGCGCCGAGUGCCUCGAUCAUCUUCGUCGGGAACGAGGUCGCCGUCGUCGGCCCCAACGUGGGCAAGAAGCCCGACAUUCCCACUGGCACCGUGCGCAUGUAUCUCGACGGAAACUACAUUGGCGACUGCCAGGAUAGCCAGGACGGGAUGCGCAUGCGGUGCAAUAAAGAAGUGUCCUAUGGCCCGCACAACUUCACGAUCGAGGUCGCGCAGGGCUCGUUUGCGCUCGACCACUUUGACGUUUUCACGGGCCGCAAGGACCUCGCGACCGGCGACGACAUGCUGAACCGCGACGGCACUCUGGACUGGGACGGGCAGUGGAGCGGCGUAGCGACCUCGCAAGACUCGUCCGGCGCCCAAAAGUGGGUCCGCGCCACGACCAAGGCGCAAGGCUCCGUCGUCUCCCUCACCGUGCCCUCUGGCACGAGCCGGGUCUCGCUCCUGGGCGCCGUGGACAUAGACCACAACGAAUUCCAGGUCACGCUGACCCCCGCGCCGCCGCAGGGCCAGGCGUCCUUCGACCUCAGCGCGUGGAACCUGUUCACGGUCCAGAACGUGUCCAUGUUCGACCUGGCGCUGGACGCAAAGCAGGAGUACAAGAUGGCCAUCACGAACAAGGCUGCGACGGGCGCGUACCUGGACAUCAGCGAGGUGGUGUUCUACAGGACGAAGGAGGCGGGCGGCGGCGGGCUCAGCACGGGUGCCAUCGUGGGCAUUGCGGUCGGAUGCUCCGUCGCUGGUCUCGCCGGCCUGGGGUUGCUCGGCUGGCUCCUCUACCGCCGCCGUCAGAAAGCGCAGAAGCAGGGCCCAAUGGAUCUCGAGUCGGACCACGGGCUCGGCGACCACGUCGAGCCGUUCGAGGUGCAGCGGCCCGUGUCCCAGGUCCCCUCUGGCGUCCCCGCUGCCGGCGUCGCUGGCGUCGCCGGCGUCGCUGCAGGCUUCGCUCCCGGCCCCGGCACCGUGACCAGCUCCGUUGGCUCCGCUCCGAUGACGCAGUCAUACCUCCCGAUCGGCACGGCGAGUUCCUCGUCCUCCGACCCCAUGAGCGCGAGCGCGCGGUACAGCACGACUCCGUCCCUGACGCUGCACAACCCCGACCACUACCCCUCGAACACGGUGGGGAUUGCCGCGCUCAGCGCCAAGAAUCCCGCGCCGCCAGUCAUGGUCCAGCACGUCCAUCACACGGACGGCGGCGCGCUCCCCGUCCCCGUCGCCCACGCCGAGGGCUCGGGAGUCAUGAUCGAGGAGACGCCCCCGACUUACAACCCGGACUGGGCGCCUGGAUCGUCCGCCUCGGCGGCGGGAGGUUCCGAGGCUGCUCCCACCGUUCAGCGCUCGGAGAAGAACUAG